Molecule: messenger RNA, 1066 nt
Organism: Capsella rubella
Lineage: Eukaryota; Viridiplantae; Streptophyta; Magnoliopsida; Brassicales; Brassicaceae
Product: transcription factor bHLH106
Exons: 2
Coding region: 54-818 (254 amino acids)
Biological process (GO): regulation of DNA-templated transcription
Molecular function (GO): protein dimerization activity; DNA-binding transcription factor activity
Source: RefSeq, a predicted model, not a curated record
ACCCCAUUAACUAACAAAAAAACAAAAACAAGGCGGCGCAACACAUUAGAAAAAUGCAACCAGAGACCUCAGAUCAGAUGCUCUAUUCGUUUCUCGCCGGUAACGAAAUGGGCGGCGGUGGGUACUGCGUCUCCGGCGACUACAUGACCACUAUGCAGAGCUUAUGCGGGUCUUCCUCGUCGACUUCAUCGUAUUACCCACUUGCGAUCUCCGGCAUCGGAGAAACCAUGGCUCAAGACAGAGCUAUUGCUGCUUUGAGGAACCACAAAGAAGCUGAGAGAAGAAGAAGAGAGAGGAUCAAUUCCCACCUCAACAAGCUCCGUAACGUACUCUCUUGUAAUUCUAAGACCGAUAAAGCCACACUGCUAGCCAAAGUGGUUCAACGAGUCAAAGAACUUAAACAGCAAACCCUAGAGAUCUCCGACUCCGAUCAAACACUAUUACCAUCAGAGACCGACGAGAUUAGCGUUCUACAUUUUGGAGACUAUUCAAACGACGGUCAUAUAAUCUUCAAAGCCUCUCUAUGUUGCGACGAUAGGUCUGAUCUCUUGCCGGACCUCAUGGAGAUACUUAAAUCUCUUAACAUGAAGACUCUCCGAGCCGAGAUGGUAACUCUUGGUGGUCGGACAAGGAGUGUUCUUGUCGUAGCUGCAGACAAAGAGAUGCACGGCGUCGAGUCCGUGCAUUUCCUGCAAAACGCUCUUAAGUCGCUGCUUGAGCGGUCAAGCAAGUCGUUGAUGGAACGUAGUUCAGGUGGUGGUGGUGGAGGAGAACGGUCCAAACGGCGUCGUGCGCUGGAUCACAUCAUAAUGGUGUGAAAUGAUGAGAUUUGAGUACACUAAAAAGUCUAUAAUUGAUUAAUAUAUAUAUAGGGUAUGAUCAUAAUUAACUUGGUUAUAAUUACCAAAACCUUUUUUUAUUCCUCUUUAUAUAUAUAUGUUGUUUUGUUUUAGUUACUAAGUCGUGGGAGUGUAAGCAAAUGUUGUAAGUAGGUUUGGUGUGUUCUUUUUCUUUUCUUUUUCAAGAAAAAGAAAAGGAUAUAUAUAUAGAUAAUAUUUUCAUGUUA